This is a messenger RNA of Ascochyta rabiei, 1653 nucleotides long. RefSeq lists its product as uncharacterized. NCBI's taxonomy places the organism in Eukaryota, Fungi, Ascomycota, Dothideomycetes, Pleosporales, Didymellaceae. The record is from RefSeq and is a predicted model, not a curated record. Gene Ontology annotation, molecular function: CoA-ligase activity. Gene Ontology annotation, biological process: secondary metabolic process. The transcript is spliced from 3 exons. Bases 1 to 1653 code for a protein of 550 amino acids.
AUGCCAUCGAAGUCGCCAUUCCCAGAUGUGGAAAUUCCCGACCUGGACUUAUGGGGCCUCAUCUUCGACAGCAAAGACCGCGACUUCUCAGACGGAAAAGUCCUAUACCGCGCCAUCCAUUCAAAUCGCAAGUACACGUUCGCCGAUGUCAAAGCACACGCAACUGCUUUUGGCGAAGGCCUCUGUAACCUUUGGGACUGGCAACGAAACGAAGUUCUAGCUCUAUACGCGCCUAACGAUAUCGAUGUACCACCGAUCAUCUACGGAACCUUCUUCGCAGGUGGCAUUGUCACCCCAGCAAAUCCGGGAUAUUCGGCGGAUGAAUUGGCUUACCAGUUGGAGAACUCUGGGGCACGAGCACUUGUUACGACAAAGGCGUUUCUGAAGACUGCACUCGAGGCCACGAAGAAAGUUGGAAUUCCUGAUGAUCGGGUGAUUAUCUUGGGAGCUGAGAAAGAUGACACGCAUCGAGUUAAGCACUGGACCAACAUCCGGAAGACAUCUGGAGCACUAAGGUAUCGACGGAAGAAGGCUAAGCCAGAGGACCUGGCAUUUCUGGCGUACUCCAGCGGCACAACAGGGUUGCCAAAGGGUGUCAUGCUCACUCACCGAAAUAUCGUUGCGGAUCUGCUGCAAAUCAAAGGUUCCAUCGGACAUUGGUAUAGCUCCAAAGAGGACAGAUUCCUUGGUGUGCUGCCCUUCUUCCAUAUCUACGGCCUCACAGGAUUAGUACGUCAGAUGCUGCACCGGGGGAUAGAACUUGUGGUCAUGCCUGCGUUCGAUAUGGAAACGUUUUUGCGGACGAUCCAAGAGCACAAGAUCACGUUCAUCUACGUGGCACCGCCGGUCAUUGUACGGCUGGCACGAGACAAAAUGGUCGACAAAUACGAUCUGUCUUCAGUCAAGAUGAUUACAAGCGGUGCUGCACCCCUCACGAAGGAGCUCGUCGACAGUGUACACAAACGGCUCAAGAUCAGAAUCAACCAAGCCUACGGCCUCAGCGAAACAAGUCCAAUGACCCAUACCCAACCCUGGGACGAAUGGUACACGUCUGUCGGCAGCGUAGGCAAGAUGUUCCCCAACAUGCACGCUAAAUACAUGUCGCCCGACAACACGGAGCUGGGUCCUGGCGAAGUAGGCGAGCUGUGGCUAUCCGGGCCAAACGUGUUCAAGGGAUACUGGAAAAACGAAGCCGCUACGAAAGACUCCAUCACCUCCGAUGGCUUCUUUAAGACCGGCGAUAUCGGGUUUCAGGACAAGCAGCAUAAUUUCUACAUCACUGACCGGGUCAAGGAGCUUAUCAAGUACAAGGGUUUCCAGGUCGCGCCAGCAGAGUUGGAGGGCAAGCUGAUGGACAACGAACUAGUGGAAGACGUCGCCGUGAUUGGCGUGCAGGAUGAACACAUGCACACCGAAGUGCCCCGGGCCUACGUUGUAGCUGCAAAGAGCAACGGCGAGGCUGGAGAGAACGAGGCGAAGGAGAUUGUGGAUUGGAUUGGAAAGAAGGUUGCUAACCACAAGCGGUUGAGAGGCGGAAUUGUCUUUGUGGCCGAGGUGCCGAAGAGCGCGAGUGGGAAGAUCUUGAGGCGGCUAUUGAAGGAGAGGAGUAAGGAUGAUACGCCUCUGGGCAUCACAAGUCAGGCUAAGCUGUAA